Molecule: messenger RNA, 1674 nt
Organism: Penicillium cataractarum
Lineage: Eukaryota; Fungi; Ascomycota; Eurotiomycetes; Eurotiales; Aspergillaceae
Gene: gmdB
Product: general amidase GmdB
Exons: 5
Coding region: 1-1674 (557 amino acids)
Source: RefSeq, a predicted model, not a curated record
AUGGCGACCGAAGCCCCUCAAGCUGUUCAACCCACCGACUGGCAGGAGUUGGUCGCUCGCAAGCGUCACGAAUGCCAGGACAAAAUUCCCCGUGAAUGGACGCUGAGCGAAGAUAUUUUGAAAGAACUGCCCACUAAUCUACUGGAAUAUGAUCUGCCACGUCGCAGUGGCCUCCUUUCUGAUCUCGAGCUCGAUGUCACCGAAAACUAUACCGCAACCGAGCUAUUGAUCAAGUUGGCCUCCGGCCAGGUUAGUUCACUGGCGGUUACGACGGCGUUUUCAAAGCGUGCAGCCAUUGCACAGCAGGCGACUUCAUGUCUCACGGAGACCUUUUUCUCGGAAGCUUUGGAGCGAGCUCGCUUCCUGGAUGAAUACCUCCAGCGAGAAGGAAAGCCAAUUGGCCCACUCCAUGGAUUGCCCAUCAGUCUCAAGGAUAGCUUCUGCGUAGAGGGCCUCCAGUCGACAGUGGGAUACGUUGCCUGCCUGAACAAACCCCCAGCAACGACAAAUUCAGCACUGGUGACGAUGCUCCUCGAAUUAGGAGCCGUGCUAUACGUGAAGACUAAUAUCCCUCAAACGAUGAUGACCGCAGACUCGGAAAACAACAUCUUCGGCCGCACCCUCAACCCACACAACACCUCCUUGACUGCAGGCGGAUCCAGCGGCGGCGAAGGCUCUCUAGUAGCAUUCCGAGGCUCAAUCCUCGGUGUUGGCACCGACAUCGCAGGUUCGAUUCGUAUUCCAGCUCUUUGCUGCGGCGUUUACGGAUUCAAGCCAACCACUGCCCGUGUUCCCUUCGGCGGCCAAUUCUCCGGUGCAAUGGAGGGCUUGCCUGGACUUAUUCCUUCUGCGGGUCCCCUUGGCCAUAGCCUUGCAGAUUUGAAGCUGUUUAUGGAAACCAUCAUCGGAAAAGGAAAUGCAUGGGAAUAUGACCAUACAGCUGCCGCUGUGCCGUGGAACAAGACUGCGAGGGUCGGUAGCGACCGUAAUGGAAGUCUGACCAUCGGCGUGUUGUCUGAAGACAAGCAAUUCCCCCUCCAUCCUCCUGUGAAACGCGCUCUGGAUUGUGCAGUCGAGGCUUUGACUAAGGCGGGUCACCGGAUUGUCCGGAUUGAAAAUAAUACCAAGGAGGAUCUUUCGGUGGCCUAUGCCUCGCGAUUGGCAUUCCAGUAUUUCACCUACGGCCCUCAUGUGGAUAAUAUUGGGCCCAGUGGUGAGCCAUUGGUGGCUUCAGUGGCCAAGUUUGCUUCACCAAUGUUCUCGGGCUCUUGGCCCGUGGAGCAGGAGCAGGAACCUCUUUACAAGGUAAAUCAGUUGCAUGUGGCUCGGGGUAAGGUGUCUGAUGCCUGGCGUCAAGAAUGGGUUGAGAAGCAGCUGGAUGUUAUUUUGGCUCCCGGUUCGCAGAAUACGGCAGUCGGUUUUGAUACUUAUGGUUGGCCGCCGUAUACAUUGAUGUGGAACUUACUGGAUUACCCAGCUUGCAUUAUUCCGUUCGGAGAGGCAUCCAAGGGGUUGGACCCUGACGAGAUGAAGACUGGAGAUGAUGUACAGCCUGAUUACCACCCGGAAGAAGUUGACGGAGCACCAUGUGCUAUUCAAGUCAUUACGCCCCGCUUCCAAGACGAAAAGUGUCUUGCUGCCGCUGAACUCAUCGAGCGGGCAAUCCGAGCCUAG